This is a messenger RNA of Filobasidium floriforme, 1507 nucleotides long. RefSeq lists its product as uncharacterized. The coding region runs from base 221 to 1462 and encodes 413 amino acids. NCBI's taxonomy places the organism in Eukaryota, Fungi, Basidiomycota, Tremellomycetes, Filobasidiales, Filobasidiaceae. The transcript is spliced from 2 exons. The record is from RefSeq and is a predicted model, not a curated record.
GAUCGCUGUACCGUACAAAGACCUCAUUCGCGUACUCUAGCUAGACUCGAUUGGUAAAGGUUCGACAUUCGUACUAGCAAAAAUCGACGACGACAUAGACGCCCGGAUACGCAGGACGAUCUGGCCCGGAGCCUCUUCCUGAAAUAGUCAUCAUCUGCGGGUCGAAGUCGAGUCUCUCGAACCAGGUCUAGGUCGUAACGAUCUACCCGAUCGACCUAGCAUGGACCGGUCUCCUACCAAUCCCGAGAGUCGUUCGUUUCCACCUUACCACCGAGAUGGAGAUGGCGCCGAGAUUGAAGGACCGGCCAAUCCAUAUCAUAGGACAAGCAUGCGAGAUGACGAUGACGAGGGUGCGACGGAGUAUAGAGCAUCUCGUCGUCGCGAUGAUGUGCAGUACGGCCAGUACAGAGGUCAAGGAGGAGGUCAAGGAGGAGGAGGAGGAGGAGGUUCGCCUUCAAGGCCUUCAACCGUUUUGAAUUUCGCGUCGCCUUCCUCGCCUCACAACAACGUCGACGACGACGUCUCGAUGUCGCUACAAUCGUCCUCGAUGCUCUCGACGUCCAACAAUAACACCAACAACAAUCUUCAACAUCUUAGCGAUCACUACUACCAUAGAAACGAUAGCUACAUCAAGCCAGCUGCAUCCUCAGCGUCGCAUUCUUACACCCGACCCGAUCGUGUGCCAUCCCGUUUGCGAAGUUUUCCUUCAUCUACGUCCACUACGUCAUCAUCUCAACCGGGACCCGUUUCUUCUCCGCCUCACUCGACAUCGCCUUUCCCGACCAUCGGACAAUCACCUGAUCUGGGUAGAUGGAUUCCACCUCCCCCGACGGAUCGACAACACGGUCCAUUACCUCCUUUGACGUUGAUGAACCCGCUCAGGAGAGAAUCGAUCGACGGCUUCGCGACAGGAUCGACCCCCGGCCAACUACCAUUAUCCGCUCUCGGAUCGCAACAUUUCAACAGACAUUCACCCCCGCCUCCACCGGCAUCAGGACUCUCAUUGAUUCCUCACACAUCGGGAUUGUUUCUCCCUCCAAACCCUUACCCGACAUCGAUCUACCCUCAACCGCGACGACACGGCGACAUGAUGCAUGGCAACGCUAUCAGCAUGUUUCCUAUGGCACCCCCAGUGCUCGAAUCUGCCGCUUCGACAUCGGCUGAGCCUGGACCGGGACCAAAAUCGUCGCGAAGAGGCAGUUCAACGGCAGCACCUGCGGGUUCGAGGAUGGUCGACGGUGGGUCGCGUCGGCAAGCGGACGGCCACGAGGAUGGCAUCUCGGGACCGGAUAUCAUCAGUACAGGACCCUUAGGGCGGGAGGGAUGGCAGUUGAGCGUGGUACAGCAGCCAGAGAGGGCGAGGUUAUGUUCCUUCAAGGAGGAAAACGAGACGAUCGACAGACGGCCGGUCGAUCCACCGCCCGUCGUCAAGCUGACCCGAUCAGGACAGAGCAUAGAGUGAGUUCCCUGACACUCUCAGGUUUCGGAGUCAAACUGCCAUCUGAUC